Molecule: messenger RNA, 1818 nt
Organism: Stylonychia lemnae
Lineage: Eukaryota; Ciliophora; Spirotrichea; Sporadotrichida; Oxytrichidae
Source: the annotation of a GenBank genome assembly
AUGUCACAAGGAACUAUCUACAUUAAAAACUUUAAGUAAUUUGAAAAGCUAGAGAUGGAUUUGGACUCACCAACAUUAAGGCAGGCAAUGAUUAAUCUUGGGAUUCCCAAAGAAGAUCUUUAGAAAAAAACGAGAGAAAAUUUUGCAGAAUCAGGAGCAGAUGAUAAAGUAGUCGACUUGAGAUACAAGCAUUACUAAAAUAAAAUGAUAUAGAUUAUUAAUCAGUUAUAUUAAGAACGAAAGAAAGUUAAAGAACAAUAAGAACCUUAGAUUAAUCAAAGACUUAUUAAUAUUGCUAGCAUGUCAUUGGCUUCACCUUUAAAAGGAAAUAGGCAUAGUUAGAUUCUAUCUGCAACCAAUCAAGAUUCAAGAUCUAGGUCAAAUAAUCUUGCUUUAACAGAAGCAUAUACGGAUCGAGGAUCAGUCAAAAGAAGAGGGGGUAUACAAUAAAUUACAGGAGGUUUAUUAAGUUUGCAAUCUGCACACGGAUAAUUAUCUAUGCCUUAUCUUAAAACAGAGAGAUCAACUUUAAUGCAUUCUAACAUUAGUAAUAAUAGAAGAGGUAGCAUGUUACCAAAAGCUGACUUUUUUAACUAACUUACCACUGAAUCAGCUAAAGUGGAAAGAAUGAAGGAAAGAUAAGAAGAGAUUACUCUUAAGAAACUUGAAAAAGAAGCUACUAUUAGGAAGCGAAAUGAAGAUUUGCAGAAGAAAUGGGAAAAAUUAGAAAAAUUCGAAGUUGAGUACAAGCGAGAGAUACUCGCAAAGUCUAUAGUAAUGAGUCAAAAGCGCGAGCAAAAGAUAAAGGAAAUGAAGCAAAUGGAAAGAGAAAAGGAAAGACAGCUAUAAAAGGAGUAGGAAAAGCUUAUGAGUCAUUUGCACGAAAAGGCUAUAAAUUUCACUCUCCUAGAAUUAGAAAGAUAAAGAGAAAUCAGAAAAAGAGAAGAGGAGAUGGAUAAAAAGAGACAAGAAACUUAGAGACGUAGAGAAAUGCUAUAGAAAGAAGAGAACGAUAAGUUAGAAGGAGAGGAAUUGUAAAGAAUAGCAUUAGAAGAAAAGAUUCAAAAGGCUCAUGAAAAGAAUGAAUAUUUUGAUAAGCAUGUGACCUAGUUCAAAGUUGAAAAGGAAAAAUAGGAAUAGGAAAAAUAUGGAUAACUAGGAAUGAAUCUUAUUAAAAUGGAUCAAAGAUUGAAAUCAUUCUAAGACAAAUUGGAUAUGGAUAAGAAGCAAACUUAGAAGAAGACUACAGAUUAGAUAAGCAAGUUCAAGGACAACUAGAAACAAGAAGAAGAGGUAGAAUAUUAUGAAUUUAUUUUAAACUAGGAUAUUCGCAUCAAAUAGUAACAGAUCAUUAAAAAAAUGAAAAUAGCGGAAAGAAAUUUGGAAUAAACUAAAAAGGAAAAAGAUGAGGAGAUUCGCUUGAAGUAAGAACUUCGAAGACUUAAGCAAGAAGACCUUAAACAAGCCUCAGAUAGAUUGAAGAGACAAGAAAACAACAAGAAGUUAAAGAUAAUUGAAAAGGAAAAAGAACAUGAACAUUAGCUCUAGCAGAUGAAGAUUCAGAAAGAUCUGCUGCUGAUGGCAAAACAGGAGUAGGAAAAGUAACUAAGGGAUGAGAAGAGGGCGAUGGAUGAAGCAAUCAUAGUUAUUAUGAAUCUUAACUCUAAAUCAGCUAAGGAGAAAUAUCUCAAGGAUAACUUUGAUCAGAACUUCAUUGAUAAAUUGAAGGCCAAGGUACCAUUGAUACUUGAGUCUGAAUUUAGAGGGAAAAAGAGAGGCAAAUCAUCUGAUAUAAAUGGAAAUGACUAAUAAGAAUGA